AGAAAUAGGUUCUUCUGAAUAAAUCCUUUUAUGUGGAUUUUUUGUUCUAAGCCAAUUGUGGGCUACUCAGAUACAUGUGUUAAUGGAAGAAAUAUGUUCUUCAGAAUAAUCCCGUUGUGUGGAUUUUGUUCUCGGCCAAUUGUGGUUGCUCAUUAGGGUGACCCUUAGCUACAUGAGAGGUUUUUUUUUUUUUAAUAUUUGUAAGUGCCACCCCCUAGAAUUAUUCGAAUACAUGAAAAAAUAAAUUGUACAAAAUUUGGAGACGAUUGGUCAACUCUAAGACGUGCCCCAAGGGGGUUAAAAAUAACCCCCCAAGGGUGAUUUUUUAGUUUUUUUUGUCUACUUCAAAAACUUUAACUUUUGCAAAAAAGUUUAUUUGAACUUUUUUGUAGGUAUACAAUUUUUCUAUAAAAAGUAUAUAUACAAAAAUUUUCGAAAAGUUCUUAUUUAGCCGUAAAAAAAUAAAAACGUAUAUGUUCUAUUCUUACCGUUAAAAUUAUUAAUUUAUAAAUCGUUCAUUGUAAAAACAAAAAAAAAAUUCAUUUAACCGUUGUUUUAAAUUAAUUUUCUAUACAUUUUUAAUUUGACAUUUUUUCUAUUAUGUACUUUUCAAAACCUACAAUUUUUUUAAUUUUAAUUAUAUUAAAAUUAUACGGUUUUUCUUAGUAUCUUCAUAACUUAUAGAGCCAUAAAAUUUAUGUUGUUUAUAGGCUAAUAAAAAAGUCAUUUUCAAGAUAAAGUUAUUCAUUAUUAUUUUUAAACAUUUGAUUGUUUUCUUUUAUCUGGUAUUCUUGAAAAGAUGAGCCUAUGUAUAUAACCAGCUAAAUUUUCGCUUUCCAACAUUGUAUGUUAUCUAGUAAUUGAAAAGUUUAGAUCAUAAUCGAAUCAACUGUCGUUCGUUGUUCAUGAAUUUCAUAUUCAACAAUUUUCUUAUAUUUUAUACUUACGUUUCUAAUUAUACAACUUAAAAAAAGUUUAGAUUUAAAUAUUUUUAAAAAAAAAUGGCUUCCACAUCUCAAAUGAACCUUUGUGAUACAAAUAAAAUUUAUUUAAUUGGUUAUAUGUCAAAUCAAAUCGUCGGCAGUAAGUUGCCAUCAAAUAAACAAGUAUUAUGUGUUCUUUUUUAUAACAUGCGCGUGGUUAAUUUAAAUGUUCACGAUAGUGCUUCAUUAGUGUACAAUGAAAUCGAAAUAUUUUGGCAAAAAACCAGAAUACCUAUUAAAAAAAAAUGUCACUCCGUUAAAAAAAUUCAAUCAAUAUACAAUGAAUGGAGAAAAUUACAAAAACAUGCGACUAGAAAGUCAUUAUCAGACACAAGAAAUGAAGAAGACUUUGUCAAUAAGCUUGAUGACUUAUUUGAUAUCGCUCAUUCUGACGCUUUAAACUUAAUUAAAAUUGAAGUUGAUAAACAAUUUUUAUUGGCUCAGAGGGAAAAAGGAAGGUCAGGCUGUAUGUUAGGUGUCGAUAAAUUCAAUGAAAAAUGUGAAAUAAAUCAACAAAAUAAAAAUUUAAAUAUAAUCCAAAGAAAAAGAAAAGCAUACGAUGAAAUGGAAGUUUUAGAUCAUGUCGUUAACUCAGAAAUGUUAUAUUCAUCUUCAAACAGUUCUAGUGAGUGUGAUGAGACCGAAGAAUUAAUUGAAAAACCUAAUCUUCCUCAAAUUAGAGGUAAAAAAAAUAUUUUAACCGACAAACUUGCUGCUGCAUUUGAUAGAUGUAAAAUAAGCGACAGAGACGCUGUUCAUAUAUUAAUGGCAACCGCUGAAUCAUUCGGUCUCGAUACAUCUGAAUUAAUUAUAAAUAAGACCUCAAUUAAUAAUUUUCGAAAACGUUUCCGUGAAAACCGAAUGAAAAAAAUAAGCAAUAAUUUUAAUUUAUCGACAUUAGGUCCAUGCACCAUUCAUUGGGAUGGAAAACUUCUUCCUUCAUUAUCAGGACAUCAACUAGUUGAAAGAUUACCAAUAAUUGUGUCAAAUAAUAAUAUAGAACAAUUACUCGAUGUGCCUGAAAUUUCUUCUGGUUCAGGACAAAGUCAAGCAGCAGCUGUCUACGCAGCACUUGAAAAAUGGAGUUUAACUGACAAAGUUAAAUCAUUAUGCUGUGACACUACUGCUUCUAAUACAGGUAGACUUAAAGGUGCCUGCAUAUUACUAGAGCAAAUGUUAGGACGUGAUAUUUUAUACUUAUCAUGUAGACAUCACAUUUAUGAAAUUAUAUUGAAAAGUGUUUUUGAAGUAAAAUUUAAUACGUCAUCUGGACCAGAUGUUCCUAUUUUCAAUAAAUUCCAAAAGUGUUGGCAAAAUAUAAAUAAAACAAAUUACUUAAGUGGAAUAGAAGAUACUGUUAUUUUAGAAAAAUUAAAAACAAAAAAAGACGAUAUUUUGAAAUUUAGUUUUGAACAAUUACAAAAAUACCAACCUCGAGAUGACUAUAAGGAACUUUUAGAAUUGGUCAUAAUAUUUUUUGGUGAAACACCUUUAAAUGGUAUUUAUUUUAAAAUUCCUGGCCCAAUCCAUCAUGCUCGUUGGAUGGCCAAAGCCAUUUAUUGUUUGAAAAUUUUUUUGUUUCGGGGCCAAUUUGAAUUGUCAAUCAAAGAGUUAAAUAAUAUUCGUUCAUUAUGUAUUUUUAUUACAAGUUUAUAUAUUAAACAAUGGUUUAGUGCACCAAAUGCUGCAUUAGCGCCAAAUUUAGAUUUACAAUUUAUUAAAAAUAUAAUUGAUUAUGAACCAAUAGAUAAAGAUAUUUCUAAAGUAGUUUUAAAAAAAAUUUCCGGUCAUUUAUGGUACUUAGUAUCCGAAACAGCAGCAAUGGCAUUUUUUGAUGAUGAUUUAUGUGAAGAUACUAAAAUUAAAAUGGUAAAUUCAUUAAAUAAUCGGGAAGAAGAUCCAUGUACAAACAAACGUAUAGUAGUAGGAGUAAAUGAAAUUUAUGAUUUUAAAAAUAAAAAUAUAGAUGAUUUUAUUUCAACUGAGUCAAAAAAGUUGUUUGAAAGAUAUGACAUUGAAACUGAUUUUUUAAAUAUCAAUCCUUUGUCGUGGAAAGACAACAGUCAAUAUAUUAGAGGAAAAAUAAUAGUAAAUAAUUUAAAAGUUAUAAAUGAUUUGGCAGAGAGGGGCGUGAAACUCAUAGAAGAGUAUAAUAAUAUUUUAACAAAAGACGAAGCACAAAAACAAUACCUAUUACAGAUUGUUACAGAAUACCGGCGUUGUUUUCCUAAUUGCAAUAAAAGCACAUUAUGCCAAGAAUUUUAAAAUGAUAAAUUAUUUAAAAUAUGUAGUAAAUUUUUUUAGUACGUUUUAUUUUGUAAAUAGUUUCUGAUUGUAUAUAAAUUUGUAAGUUAACAUUAUUUUAGCUUCAAUGUGAAGCUGAGACAGUAUUAAUUUUACUGUGAUGUGUUUUUUUUAAUUAAAAUUAAAAAAAUUGUAGGUUUUGAAAAGUACAUAAUAGAAAAAAUGUCAAAUUAAAAAUGUAUAGAAAAUUAAUUUAAAACAACGGUUAAAUGAAUUUUUUUUUUGUUUUUACAAUGAACGAUUUAUAAAUUAAUAAUUUUAACGGUAAGAAUAGAACAUAUACGUUUUUAUUUUUUUACGGCUAAAUAAGAACUUUUCGAAAAUUUUUGUAUAUAUACUUUUUAUAGAAAAAUUGUAUACCUACAAAAAAGUUCAAAUAAACUUUUUUGCAAAAGUUAAAGUUUUUGAAGUAGACAAAAAAAACUAAAAAAUCACCCUUGGGGGGUUAUUUUUAACCCCCUUGGGGCACGUCUUAGAGUUGACCAAUCGUCUCCAAAUUUUGUACAAUUUAUUUUUUCAUAUAUUCGAAUAAUUCUGGGGGGUGGCACUUUGUAAUUUUUAAAUUUUAUAAAUAAGGGACACCCUAUUGCUCAUUUAUGUCGGAAUGUGUGUGCCUCACAGCAACAUCAUCUCAAGUAAAAAUUGCUAAAUUAAAUAAAAGAAGUCAAACCAUAAAUGUGUUCCUCAGCCACUUAUGUAUAAGUAUUUAUUGAUGAAAAAUUGUUUCUGUUCUUUUACCAGUUAAGGCCUUGUGAGCCCAGUAGCCCUUUCACUAUUUAUGAUAUAAAUGCAAAAAAAAUAGUAUUUAACGAAAUUUUAGGAUUUACUCUUAAAUUUACUGUUUGUAGUAAUUAUAUAUAAAUUCCUCGCCACAUAUCAAUAUAAGAAGUAUUAUAUAUAAAUACAUAACAAAUCUCCUAUUUAAUGAAGUCAAUUUCAAACAUGUAAGUUAAACCAAUAAAAUGUAUACUAUGCCAUUAAAAUAUUUUUAUUUUAAAAUUUUGUGAAGAUUUUUAAAACUAAAAGACCGAAAAAAUAGGUUAGACGUAAUAUUUUAAGUAGAAAUUUCCCAUAGAUUUCGAUAAAAAAUAAUAAUUCGAAAAAAAAAUGUUUUUUAAUAGUAUUCCUUGUUUUUUACUCAUUUCUAUUUAUCUAAAAAAAUCUAUGGAUAAUAAAGAAAAUUUAAUUUCAGAAUUGAAACCGACGUAAAAAUUUGUUUUAUUAAAGUAUAUUUUUGUUUUGUCGAUCAAAAAUGUGUCAUUUUGUAGAUAGUGAUAUUAAAUCUAAAAAUUGUUAAUAUAGAUUUCCUUUAAAUAAUUCGAUCAAACAAAGUUGGCAUUUCAGUCUACUAACCACGUCACAUGACGGUGAAAUUAUGUUGCCAUAGAAGGGGUGAAAUAUCUUUUGAUUAAAAUCAUCUUGAUUGUUAUAACGCCAUACCCCAGAGGUUUUUUUUUUGAAUUAUAUCAAGAUUUUAUUUUGGAUUAUGAGAUACGCAUACUUAGAUUUCUUCCUAUAAUUUUUUUUUGUUUUCUAAAUAUAUAAUGAAAAUUGUACAAAAAUGUAAAAAAGUGAGUGUAUUUGUUUCACUAAUCCCUUUCCAAUUGACCACCUAAUUAAUAUGAACAAAAAAAUAUUAGUUCAAUUAAUUUUUAUUUUAUUUAUUUGAUAAAAAGGCAAAAGAUUAUUUAUUUGACAGGAAAUAAACAUUUUUACUGGUAAAAUAUCGAAAUGAUAUUAAUAUAAAUAAAAUAAGUUACGAGAUUCUAGAUUAAUUACAAAAUACAUAUAAGUACAAAGAAUUCGUUUU
Messenger RNA from Daktulosphaira vitifoliae (grape phylloxera), 5097 nucleotides. RefSeq lists its product as uncharacterized. Bases 1002 to 3248 code for a protein of 748 amino acids. NCBI's taxonomy places the organism in Eukaryota, Metazoa, Arthropoda, Insecta, Hemiptera, Phylloxeridae. The transcript has 2 exons. The record is from RefSeq and is a predicted model, not a curated record.